AUGAUUAAGAAGAAUAUCUUGCUCGUUGUCCUAUCAACAGCCUCUGUUACAUUCUCAAGUCAUGUUCAUUCUCAAGAGCAUAAUCUAUAUCAUGAAAAUAGUGAGAGUGGCUAAAUAUUUGAAGAUGAUGGAUUUCUGAAAGUUAGAAGUUCUCCAACUAGUGGAUGGAAAAAAGUUGCCUUUGAUUACGAGAUCCAGUAACCCUACGACAAAUAAUAGAGUGAGAGAUAUUCCUUCAAGGAUGGAGUUCACGAUUUAUGGGUCUUUUCAAACGACAAACCUCACUCACCUAGCUCUCAUACUGAUCCAAGAACCGAAAUAAGAAUUAAGAAUGAUUACACCCAUGGAUGGCAUUAGUUUGAAGCCGAUUUCUAUGUACCAAGUGGAACUUCUGGAGUGAAUCUCAUGCAAAUAUUCGGAGGAGGAGGAUCUGCUGCAACCUCAUUCAUGCUCAGAAUAUAUGAUGGCGAGCUUAGAAGAUAUAGUGGAUAAACUCUCAGAAAAAAUGCAUACAACAAAUGGUGGCAUCUUAAUGUUAUUCACAACGCUGAUAGUCAUCACAUUGAAGCUUAUCUUGAUAACUAAUUGGUAUGGUAAGGAGAAGACCAUGGAAGUGACAAUCACUACUUUAAGUGUGGAGUCUAUUCACAAAAAGGAAUGAGCCACAAGAUGGAAUCACUCUGGAAAAAUAUCAAUAUCUAUGUAAAAUGA
Molecule: messenger RNA, 711 nt
Organism: Stylonychia lemnae
Lineage: Eukaryota; Ciliophora; Spirotrichea; Sporadotrichida; Oxytrichidae
Source: the annotation of a GenBank genome assembly